Penicillium brevicompactum is the source of this 3462-nucleotide messenger RNA. RefSeq lists its product as uncharacterized. The record is from RefSeq and is a predicted model, not a curated record. Bases 1 to 3462 code for a protein of 1153 amino acids. NCBI's taxonomy places the organism in Eukaryota, Fungi, Ascomycota, Eurotiomycetes, Eurotiales, Aspergillaceae. The transcript has 4 exons.
AUGUCUUUGAAUGGGCUCGAUACUGGCCCCGUCGUCGAAGCCUACCAGGGUGCCCUGGCCGACGCGGGUGGGUGGUUACUACUGCACUAUAUUGCAAGAGAUGAAGUCACCCUCUUCGCACGAGGCACCGGUGGGGUGCCAGAAAUUCGAAAUGCCAUUGAGGGAUAUGAGGAAUCUCGGAGCAAUGUUCAAUUCCAUUCCGUUACCGAUAAGUUCACGCCAAACGACACCGUGCUCCCUCUAUCCAAAGCCUCCGAUCUCACCGAAAGUGCCUUGUCAUCAGCGUGUCUUCUUCACACGGCCUCUACCUCGAUUACCUCCUCUUCGAGCUCCCUCCGCCGCCGCCGAUUGAUGGAAAUCACGGAAGAUGCAGAGGAAAAUGGCACAAAAGAGGAGACCACCAAACCCGCGCCACCACCUCCCCAACCAGAGGCCCGUGAAAGAUCAGAGAGCAUCAGAUCGGAAGCUACCCUAGUGCCGCCAAGUGAACCUCCAGUUGAACCUCGGGUUGAACCUCGGGUUGAACUACCCCCGACAUCACCAGAAAGCGAACAAGCGUCAAUUGACUUCCAGCCACCCCCAUCACGGGCUAGCUCCAGGGCUGCGACCUCCCCAGUGAGUCCCAGUGAAUCGCAGCCGGCCGCAAUGUCCCCCAAGUCCAUGGAUUCAAGUCGUUCAAGCUCGAGAUCCAGGUACCGAAACAUCUUGGAUGAAUUUCCGCGUCCUUCAGAGGAGGCCCGGAUGUCAACACAGUCUGCCCGCCCGACCAUUCAAGAAUUGGAACGGGCCGCUGGCUUCACCCCAAAGGUCAAGCUAGGGCCUCGGCCAUCCGUAGAUAGCAGUGGAAGGCCUCGCACAUCUGGCAGUACUCGGAAUCAGGAUCAGCGACCUGUCGCGUCUCUGCCAACCAACAUGCGCUCUUCCUCCGUUCGGAGGUCAAAUGGCGAUGUCCCCCGGCCACGGUCUCAGGGGAGUACAUUUGCAACUAAACCUACUAGUCGUGUUCCGCCGGUUCCACCCCUCCUGGUCCCACCGCCGUCUAUCCCUAUUUCCAGGCCCCAGCUUUCCCCUGGAGCUAAGUCAUUAGGGGCGCUGUCAUCUUCUUCGGGCCUAACUCCCGAAAAAGAACGUUUGAUGAAAGCUUUACAACAGCGAAAGAAGAAUAUGGCCAAGCGCGCGGAAGAAACAAAGAAGAAGCAGGCUUCCGAGAAAGAGCAGUCCAAGCCCCAAACGCUUGUUUCCAAGGAUGAAGAGGAAAAUAAGGAAAAUAUCAUUAUUCAGUACGCGGAACCUGAAUUAGAGAUACCCAAACCAGAGACAGUUCUGCAAGAUCAACCUGAGGUUCCCUCCAUACCUUUAGGCUCCGUCGCCGAACCUGUUCCUGAGCCACUCGGCGAGCCUGCCCCUGAACCAGCCCCAAAGCCUAUUUUGGAGGCUGCUCCUGUGGCUGUUGUUGAGCCAGCUACCGAUCCCAUUGUUGAACGGGCCUCUACACCUGCCCUCGAAUCACCAUCUGAGCCUGUCUCAAACACUGAACAGGAGCAGACUGCGCAGUCUCUCGAAACACCUCAGCCAGAGCCGACCGAUGACGUUUCUCCUGCCAGCACCGAGGUUCCGCCCUCGCCACCCUCCUCGAAUCCCACUUUCGACACCCCCUCCCUGGUCGAAGGUGUCAAUGAGCCCUCAGAGACCGUCCAGGUGGAGGAAACGCAGGAGGCCCCUGAAGAUGAAACGCGCACAGAACACGAGGAACCCGCAAUUCCUGACCUUGCCCCACCCACCUUGAAUGAUGAUGUUCCACUCGCAAAUGAAUCCUCGGACGCCCCGCAAUCAGAUUCAGACGACGUCCACGGAACACAUUUCGAAAUCCCACCUGUCACACCCGUGUCCACCGAUGAGCCCUUGAAUGAAUCUGAUUCAACUGAAGCCGUCGAGUCUGUGCCCCAACCUGCCACCCCCUCCGUGACCCCGCCAGAAAGCACAGGCACUGAAAUCCAGGCUGCCCCUGUCUCCGCUCCGGUCUGCCCAAGCCCGUCAGAGGAAUCGGCGCCUGAAUACACAUCUACCCCGAAGGGCGAGGCUUUGCCUUUGGACCAAAGACGCAAAGUUCAUCUUGAGCCUAUUCAAGUGCCUACUCCAGACUAUUCCGACGACGACAAUCUUCUUUCUGACGACUCAUUCAUGGAGGAAUUGACCUCGGCCACUGUCCAAGAGGCUCGGCCGGUGUCUGUUAAGUCCCCCAACGGCGGCGAUCAAACUUGGAAGAAUUCUCGCGCGGUCUCAAGCCCCUAUUCCAUGGGGUCACCAUCAGCCGCGCAAACGCUCGCAGUGGGUCGAUCGGUAUCUAGUCCCUACUCGGAAAAUGGACCGCCUACACCAGUUCUAAUGGCAAAGAAGAUCAACGUCUCUUCUGGGAUCUCCAGCCGUAUCAAGGCUCUUGAAAAGUUUUCAAGCCGCGAGGGAACUCCCAUGAGUGCCAGUCCCGCCCCGAGCGCCCCAUCGGCUUCUUCCUCCUUCGAGAACCUGCGCAAACGCGCAUCUAUCUCUUUGCCCAGUGGCAGCGAGGAUAUCACCCCACCGGGGACCAUGCAUUCUGCCCACACCCCCGACAGCUUCAACCACCAUGAUCGCCGAGUUUCCGUUGACGCCAUGCGUCGUGCCAACUCGGUUUCCGUCACUGCUCGGAUUGUCCGUGAUGCUGAUCUCUCUCCCGGGUCAUCUGGGCUCGAGCCCUCCGAGUCCGAUGUUCUCAACCUCCAAGCUAGUCCCCUGACUGUAGAGCAUGAGACUCCAUCACCCCAGGCUUCCAAUGCCGAGCUCGCCAGCCGGGCCCAAGACCGAAGCAUGUCAAUGUCAUCCAACGGAUCCGGUCGUCAAACAACUUCUCGCCCGGGAAGUCGUCUUUCCAUCUCCUCGCGUCCUCCUACGGGAGAAACAAUGAAUUCCACUUCACCCACGUCCGAAGACAAGCGCGGGUCGCGCGCCUCCCGCCUCAUGCGCCGGGUAUCAUCGAUUACAUCCACGUCUCGUCGCAGCAUCAUCGGCGCUCUCAGCUCACCAGUCAAGGAAGAGGAGUACGCUCCAACCUUCGCAAACGGCUCCACCGACGCAGCCGGUUCAACCGACUCGCGCACUUCGGAGCCUGUUGACAUCGGCGAGGUGAAUGUUCAGUUCCCCGAAACACUCCUUUGGAAGCGCCGGGUCAUGCGCAUUGACGAAAGUGGAUACGUGGUGCUCACUCCGGGUACCAACGAUGCCACUGCUCGAAACAUGACCAAGCGCUACCAUCUCACUGAAUUCCGCACACCUUGUCUGCCCGACGAGGACAUGCAAGAAUUGCCGAACAGCAUCUUGCUGGACUUUUUGGACGGAAAUACGCUCCAGUGUGCUUGUGAAUCUCGACAAGGCCAGGCCUCUGCUCUGCAUGCUCUGAUUGAAGCACACAGUGCCCACAAGAAAUAA